Molecule: messenger RNA, 2345 nt
Organism: Etheostoma spectabile (orangethroat darter)
Lineage: Eukaryota; Metazoa; Chordata; Actinopteri; Perciformes; Percidae
Exons: 2
Coding region: 162-1985 (607 amino acids)
Source: RefSeq, a predicted model, not a curated record
CUUUGGCUUAUCAUGCAAGAAUCAUCCAACUUGUCUUCAUUCUUACAGGGAAUUCCUACUGGAAACAACACUUGAGCGAGACCGGAGCAGCGUGCUAGCAUAUUACGGACCAAUACAUUGCAUCAAAAAUAAUCAAGAUUAAUAAUACAGCAAGAAUCAUCAUGUCUACACCAGAAAAAACACGGGCUGAGGAAAUGCCGGAGAUAAACGUAGAUACUGUUCUACCAGCAAUUGAAUCCUUUUUUAGAAGGAUUACAACGGAUCAAUGGAGGUUGUUGAAAUUAGGCACCCCUGAUAUUGCCACUGAAAUACUGUUGGCAGAGCUAAUUUUGGAAAUAAUUAAAUCUGUGUCAGCAGCCUUGUUGAAGGCAAUUAGCAAAAAUGUAGUUGUGACUGAAGAGAGUGUUCAGUUCAGUAUGGGAAACAUGCUCUCUCAGUGUUUCGGUAAGGUUUUAGACGCCCCGUGUGUCAGCUCAAAAGGCUUGACAAACUUGGUUGCUAAAGAGGUUGCAGAAAAUGUCAACUCUGCCCUCUCCACUACUGGAGAGCCUGAUAUAACGCAGCAUGUCACUCCUCCACACAGACUAAAUGCUAUGGUUAGUCAUGCCUGCAAAAUGUUGAAGUCAUUUACAUCCAAGAUAAAAAUCUUGUGCACACCUCGACCACAUAGGCAGAGGCAAAAUCUGACCACCUUCUACCGCGACAAAGAUUUGGAAGAUGUGGAUAUGGAUGACAAAAAUGACAGCGCUCCGUCAGUAGUUACUAUUGAACUAGAAACUUCGGAAGGCUCAUCAAAGGUCAGCUCUGAGACCACGACAGUUACAGCCGUCGAAGAUAUCCUUAGGGAUGAGAUGAGCAAGAUAAUGGAACCUCUUUUGGAUGAAGUGCCAGACCUAGAGUAUGAGCAACUGAGAUCUGAAAGCUCUCAGGAGAUUUCAAGUUUUGCAAAAUACAUAUCUCAGUCACUUUCCAAGAGUUUGGACAAGACCGAUGCUGCAGAAAAGAAGAAGAAGCUUAAGCCGUCUAUGGAAGAAAUAAGGAUCCAGAUCAACACCUUUUUUGCAAAGAACUUCGUCAAAAGUUGGAUUUGUCGUAUGCUGGGGCAACUGAAAGCCAAAUUCCACCAGGAAUCCAAAGUUGAAAGUGGGCAGUCAGUGCCGUCACUCCUUGAGGAUAUUGACUCUCUGCUUCAGCCACUGCAGGGUAAAAAAAUACAGGCUGGAAAAGAAGACAAACUGUUACAGCGUCUCAAGAAGUUUUCCAUGGGUAAAGAUUGGACAUUCAUUCAGGCCCUUCGUGACCUCCUCUCCAAUCACUUCUCACCUGGGAUAGUGCGCAAGACUAUCUUAAGACCAAUCAACAAAAAGGAAUUUCGCAGGCCAGUUCCUCAGAUACGUCCAGACAUUGAUGCGGACAUACAGAACAAGAUGUGGAGUUUCAUGGGACUGCUGAGAUGGUGGCUGUACACGAGGGUCAGCGGCCACAGUCAACAAGCUCUAGACCGAUUGGAAAAUGGGUCGGCGUCACCAACAAAGUCACCGGAGCAAAGUGAAGAUGCAACAGCAAAGACAUCAAUGAACAAAGUGGCCACCGCGAUAAUCGUGCAUAGGCUGGUUUCACAGGUAUUCAAGAAGGCAAAAUUGGACUGCACCAUUGAAAAAAGCAAGGACAUUGUUAACCGUCUGAUUGAAAAAUUAUGGGCAGAAGUCAAGGGUGUUGAUUUUGAGAUCAACACAAUAACUGUGAAAACCCUUGACAAGGCCAUUUUCCAAGACCUGUGUAAAAAGUGGGGCAACACAGAAAACAUCCUGCUCUCCAUGACUACAGGAGAACCAGAACUGGAAAACUGCAUCGCCUCCUUUGUCAAAGAUCACCUGAUGAAGUCGUCAAAAAAGCGUAGCAGAAUCGGCAGGUUCUUCUCAUCCGUGGGUAAAGCCUUCGCCAAUAUCUGCAAAUGUGGAAAUAGGGAUGAUGUUGACAUGUGAAAUGUAUUGUAAGCACUAUGUUAGGGUUUCCUCUGGGCGCUCCGAGUGUUUCUCCCAUAUUUCAUUAAUAUUAAUAGAAAUAAUCAUCUUAAACAUAGUAUUUACCUUGAAGGAAAAAAGUGUUUUUUUUCCUUCAAAAUUAAUUCCAUAAAGAGCUCCAGUCCUGCCUUAAAUCCACGUCUCUACCUCGUCCACUGGCCUCCGCCCUUCGUGAUGGAGGGACAGGGGCCAGUGAAGGAGGAGAUUACCUGGAUCGGGGGCAGGACAGGAGCUCUCAGGGUUUCCUCCGGGUGCUCCGAUUCUCCCACAUUCAGUGCAUAUAAACAUCUGAAAACUGAUUCAAUAAAAUUCAAAAGUUAA